This is a messenger RNA of Alosa sapidissima (American shad), 2135 nucleotides long. RefSeq names its product phosphogluconate dehydrogenase (gene pgd). The coding region runs from base 57 to 1595 and encodes 512 amino acids. The transcript has 13 exons. NCBI's taxonomy places the organism in Eukaryota, Metazoa, Chordata, Actinopteri, Clupeiformes, Clupeidae. The record is from RefSeq and is a predicted model, not a curated record. Gene Ontology annotation, biological process: pentose-phosphate shunt, oxidative branch; pentose-phosphate shunt. Gene Ontology annotation, molecular function: NADP binding; phosphogluconate dehydrogenase (decarboxylating) activity. Gene Ontology annotation, cellular component: cytosol.
GAUGUGGGAUGGGAUGUUCUUGCUAGCCACACCACAGACGUGCAUUGGUGCUCUGAAUGAGGAAGUACGGAAAGGAGGGUGUAUUACAAGUAGCUAGAUCCGUGUGGGAUAGUAUCACUUCAAGACGGAACCCAUCAGCAACCAUGGCACAGGCAGAUAUUGCUUUGAUUGGCCUGGCCGUAAUGGGUCAGAAUCUGAUUCUGAAUAUGAAUGACCAUGGUUUUGUGGUCUGUGCAUACAACAGGACGGUGUCCAAGGUACACGACUUCUUACAGAAUGAGGCCAAAGGUACCAAGGUUAUUGGUGCCGAGUCCCUGGAGGACAUGGUGUCAAAACUGAAGACCCCACGCCGCAUUGUCCUUCUGGUCAAGGCAGGCCAGGCUGUUGAUGAUUUCAUUGACAAACUGGUUCCUCUUCUGGAGGCUGGCGAUAUCAUCAUCGAUGGGGGGAACUCUGAAUACAGAGACACAACACGCCGUUGUCGGAGCCUCAAAGAGAAGAACCUGCUGUUUGUGGGCAGUGGAGUGAGUGGAGGGGAGGAGGGCGCUCGUUAUGGACCAUCGCUGAUGCCAGGCGGCCACAAAGAGGCUUGGCCUCACAUAAAAGAUAUCUUCCAGAGCAUUGCUGCCAAAGUGGGAACAGGUGAACCUUGUUGUGACUGGGUGGGAGAUGAGGGAGCAGGGCAUUUUGUUAAGAUGGUCCACAAUGGCAUUGAGUAUGGAGACAUGCAGCUUAUUUGUGAAGCCUACCACCUCAUGAAGGACGUUCUGGGUAUGGACCAUGACGAGAUGGCACAGGUCUUUGAUGACUGGAACAAGACAGAGCUGGACUCCUUCCUCAUCGAGAUCACGGCCAACAUCUUCAAGUACAAGGAUGCCGACGGAACCCACCUGCUGCCCAAAAUCCGCGACAGCGCCGGGCAGAAGGGCACAGGGAAGUGGACCGCCAUCUCAGCACUGGAGUACGGCACCCCCGUCACCCUCAUAGGAGAAGCUGUCUUCGCCAGAUGUCUGUCCUCUCUGAAGGAUGAGCGAGUGGUGGCCAGCAAGAGCCUCUCAGGGCCCCCUGCGUCCACAUUCAGUGGGAACAAAGCACAGUUCCUGGAGGACAUCAGGAAGGCCCUUUACGCCUCCAAGAUCAUCUCGUACGCUCAGGGCUUCAUGCUCCUCCGGCAGGCGGCCAAAGAGUUUGGCUGGUCCCUGAACUACGGUGCCAUCGCCCUAAUGUGGCGAGGGGGCUGCAUCAUCCGCAGUGUGUUCCUGGGUAAAAUCAAAGAGGCCUUUGACCGGGACUCGGAGUUGCAGAAUUUGCUUCUGGACACCUUCUUCAGUAAUGCGGUGCAGGAGUGCCAGGAGUCCUGGCGUCGCGCUGUAAGCACCGGAGUGCAGCGGGGAAUCCCCAUGCCCUGUUUCACCACAGCCCUGUCUUUCUAUGAUGGAUACAGACACGACAUGCUUCCAGCCAACCUCUUGCAGGCUCAGAGGGACUACUUUGGUGCCCACACCUACGAGCUGUUGUCCAACCCUGGGACCUACAUUCACACCAACUGGACAGGCCACGGAGGAACCGUCUCCUCAUCAUCUUACAACGCCUAAAGGGGCCAAGAGUACUUAAACGGAGAAAGGAGUCAAAGAAAAAAAUACAGCUUCCACUGAGGAUCAGAGAGAUGGCGCUAGGAAUCUGACAUUCCUACUCUUAAGGAACAUGCUUCCAAUGAGAAUUCCACCAUUUUAUCCUUAUCUGAUUGACAUUUCUUAAGGUGUGUUGAUAUUGAUUCAGAAAUCUAUUUAUGACCGAGUGGACAAAAUCAUAGUAUGUACACGUGUGCAAUGUAAACAUUCCCCCUAACUCCUCAGUAGUGUAGCCAGACAUAGAUAGCUUUUGUAGGCCCUCCGUCACUGGAAAAACAUGUGUUGGAAGUUCAGGGGGGUUUAUUUGUGUGUUUGUGUGUGUGUUUGGGGGGCAUUAAAGUGGACACACACACACACAUACACAUAAAUACGCACACACAUUUGUAUCUGCUGACAGUCUAUGUUGCUCCAAUCAUGUUUGCCCCAGAGUUCACAACGUUAACCCUGGAUUACGGUUAACCAUUGCACUGUAUUAGGCUAAAUAAAGACUUAAAUCCCUUCUAA